Molecule: messenger RNA, 1633 nt
Organism: Effrenium voratum
Lineage: Eukaryota; Dinophyceae; Suessiales; Symbiodiniaceae
Source: the annotation of a GenBank genome assembly
CACCAUGCCCUUUGUCGGUGUGUCGAAUUUUGGCGCUUGAAAGACGGAGCGUGUGCAGCUCUGGGUCUGAGCGGCAGCCAUGGAGCCCGUGGAGACGCGACGAGGCCGCUGGAGGAGCAAGCGCGCGGCGGAGGAUUCACAGCCGGUACCAGGGCGCUCCGUGUGCGUCGUCGGGGGCGGGCCCAGCGGCCUGGCCUGCUGCAAGCGCCUCUGCGAUGCUGGCCUACGGGUGACCUUGGUCCAGGAGAGCAGAGGGCUCGGGGGCAAGCUAUGCACGAAGUUCGUGAACGGCAAGGAGGAUCCCACGCUCCAUUUCGACAUGGGCGUUCAGCUGCUGCGGCCCGCCGGCCCUUUGGCGGACCAGCUGAAGGAGAUUGUGGAGCCAUGGCCCAAAGCAGGCCGCUACAAGCGCAUUUCCUGCGCCGGGGACUGGAGCCGGUGGUAUGUGAGCAGUACUCAGGACUUGCCCGUAGACAACCUGGUGGUCGGCGUGCCCUCCAUGUCGGCCAUCGGCCGACACCUGGCGGACCAGUGUCCGAACCUGCAGGUCCACAUCGACCGCACGGCGCAUGUGGAGGGGCGGAAGUACGCUACAGGGCAGUGGGUUGUCAACUGGAGCAGACAGGAGGCGAAUUUGGGACAGCUGCGGUACCGUCCCGAGCUGGCGGAGAAGGUGGAGGAGGUGGAGCGUGGGGAGUUUGAUGCAGUGGUCUUGGCCUUCGAGGCGAACAAGAUCUUGAGGGGCUGCAAAUCUGGAUACAAGAUGGUCCAGCCCUCCAUCACCCCGAGCUUGCGACAAAGGCUAGACAAGCGGACCAAGACUUCGCAGUGUUGGAAUCUGAUGGUGGCCUUUGACCAGGAGCUCCCGAUGCCUUGGGAUGCUGCCAUGGUCGAUGGCCAUGGAGCUUUGGCCUGGGUGGCGGUGGAUAGCUCAAAGCCCAGCCGCGCAAAGGUGCCGCAGUGCUUCAUGGUUUUCUCCACCAACGAGUGGGCAGCUUGGAAGCAGUGGUCCAAGAAAGAGGUGGAGCGAGUACUGCUCAAUGACUUUCUGGCCUUUCUGAAAGAGGUUCUGGGAUCCUGGCCUCCCGCACCCUGCUUCGUGCUCAGCGGACGCUGGGGGAACAACACCGAGGCGGUCAUCACCGGCGUGCCGCCAUCAGGGGACUUCCCGGCCCGCGCGCUGGGCCACUUCGAGGGCCCUGGGGCGCCCAUUUGGGACCGAGAGGAACGCAUGGGAGCAACAGGUGACUGGGCGCGUGGCUUUUCCGUGAAUGAUGCCUAUAGUGCUGGGCUGGAGAUGGCAGAUGCGAUGCUGGAUGACCUCCAAGGGAAGCUGGCUGGCGGUUGAUGUUGCUUGCGCUUGGCAUAGAAGCGAUUCGGUACUUUCACCUGUUCGCGAGAAAGCAGCCAAAUUUUCGACACUCACCGUGUGUCCAGGGGUGUUGUACAGUUCAUUGGAGCCUCCGAUACAGGCGUGUUAUUUCUGCAGCAGCCUAAGCACAAAUUGUGUGGGCUGCAGCAACAAUCGCGUUGUUUGUGCGUCAUCGAAGAUGCAAAAUGAUAGCUCUUUGCGGUGCCUCGGCAUCGCUGCCUUUGCUUGUCGCAGUGCGGUGACUUGCGUCUUUUGGCAAAA